GUUCCAGCAGUGUUUUUUUUCCCGUGCAGCGGUACACCUCGGGAGUUCGCGAUGAGGUCACUACCGCUGCCAACUCACACCGUGUUUUUCCUCCUGUUCCCACCUCUCAGAUCCUGGACGAGAUCGCAGAGCACGGGAUCCGGAUCUACCAGCUGCCCGACGCCGACUCCGAUGAGGACGAGGAGUUCAAGGAGCAGACCCGUGUCCUGAAGGCGAGCAUUCCCUUUGCUGUGAUUGGCUCCAACCAGCUGAUCGAGGUGAAGGGGAAGAAGAUCCGCGGUCGUCUCUACCCCUGGGGAGUCGUCGAGGUGGAGAACCCCGACCACAAUGACUUCCUCAAACUACGCACCAUGCUUGUGACCCACAUGCAAGACCUCCAGGAGGUAACCCAGGAUCUGCACUACGAGAACUUCCGCUCGGAGAGGCUGAAGAGAGAGGGCAGGGCUGUGGACGAGGACGAGCUGGACAAAGACCAGAUCCUGCUGCAGAAAGAGGCAGAGCUGAGACGCAUGCAGCAGAUGAUCGCUCAGAUGCAGGCACAGAUGAAGAGGAAAUCGGACGAGUGAAAGAGCCGCAGCGGAAGGGAAACGCCGUGAUCCCAACCCCCCCAACACACACACACACGGACACAUAUAUGUAUUCACACGCACACACCUGGUCCUCCUCUGAAUCCAUCCCUGCAGAUCCACCAGGAGUCCAGAUAUCCAGGAUCACAUCAACUUUAUCUGCACACCACCACCUCUUCUUCUUCUUCUUCUUCUUCUUCUUCUUCUUCUUCUUCUUCCCUCCAAACAUCCAUCCAUCAGCUCUUCAGGAGAAACAUCUUGUCAAGACUCCUCUUACAAUCCACAUCUAGACCUCGCUCAUUAUCCCGUCUUGUACUGUAUGUACCAGUUUUAGUCUUUGAUCUUUAGUAUGACUAUACAGAGGUUGUGCCACCAUACUAUCAUGUUUACAAAUAAAUAUAUAUAUAUAUAUAUAUAUAUAUAUGAAUUAUGCAUUUUCCAUUAAUUUUGCCAUCGGGUUAAGAUUGUUUUAACAUAUUUUAACAUAAAAAUAGUUUGCUUCUCAUGUUUUUUUAUUAGCUCACGAGUGAUUCGGUGGCCCAUCUCCGUUACCUCUGGAUGGUUUCACACCUUCGGGGCUUCAGUGUGAUGAUGCAAUAACUAUAAAUAUUACCACAGUGAACUCUUAAGUGUGCUUACGAAUGAGGUGUAAGCUGUCCAUGCAGAGAACGAGUAAUGCUGUUUGUUCUUAAUCGUGUUAAAACUAGAAACCUUAUUUUGUAGCCAACACUACAAACUUUAAUUCUAGGUGGUAGUAUUCAAACUAAUACCACUUUGUUUUAAAGGGAAACAACAAUCUUUAAGAUUUAGUAUCAUGGUUUAGUUGACUAUGAAGGGCCAUUUUGUUAAUAUAUAUUUUUUGUAUUUAUCAUCAAGAGCUGCGCAAUCUUUAAUGUCAGUGCCAAACUACAACUACAGACUGAAAACUAAUCCCACUGUUCAGUCCAGGGACUUAAUGUGUCCAUAUUUGCUUCAGUGGUGUCAUUUAAUGUGUAAAAUGUUCUGUUUGUACACGACAUGUGCCGCUUUUCAUCGUAAUGUAUUCAGGCCCAUUUAAAAGUCAAAUAGUGAAACAUGUAACUGUUAUAUGGGUAAAUGCCCUGCAGAGCCUUCAAACAUCGAUGUGUUGUUGACAUUAUUUCGUUUUUCUGUCUGUUGUACGCAAAUCUGUCUGUUGAACUUAUUAAGACACACAUUAUUAUUAGUAUUAUUUCUUAACCAUGUUUCAGUAGAGACUUGUUUUUAGGCGUAAACAUUUUUUUUUUUUGUAUUUCUCUCCAAAAUAAAAUGUCUUUUAAAACAAAAAGAGAGUUGACAUGUGUGACUUUUGA
Molecule: messenger RNA, 1897 nt
Organism: Anarrhichthys ocellatus (wolf-eel)
Lineage: Eukaryota; Metazoa; Chordata; Actinopteri; Perciformes; Anarhichadidae
Product: septin-2A-like
Exons: 5
Molecular function (GO): GTP binding
Source: RefSeq, a predicted model, not a curated record